Messenger RNA from Rotaria sp. Silwood1, 879 nucleotides. The record is from the annotation of a GenBank genome assembly. Lineage: Eukaryota; Metazoa; Rotifera; Eurotatoria; Philodinida; Philodinidae.
AUGUGUGAUGAUCUUAUGAGAAAAUUAAUGAAAAAAUUAAAUAUGCUAAUACCUGAAUGGGAACUUCAUCGACGAAUAAAUAUUACCAUUAAGCAACAAAUUGUUUCAAUAAUUGGUUUAGAUCUUAAUCAAGAUAUUGCUUAUACACUUUUUUCAACAGUAAGAAUACUUGUAAAACAAAAUACGCAAACAAUAUAUGAUUCAAAACUAAUCAAAGUAAAAUAUAUAUUGAUUGAUAUUAAAAUGGGAUCUAACUCAUCACAACCACCAACAGAAUUAAGUGAAGAAGAUAUAGAAUUUAUUUCAACUAAUGCUAAAAUGGAUCAUAAAAGUGUUCAACUUUGGUAUGGAAAACUUAAGGCUGCUUGUCCAAAUGGAAAAAUUUCUAAGGCGGACACAGUAACUUUCUUACGAAGUAUCAAUAGUUGUAAAGGAGACCAAAUUGAAAAGCAAGCAAAUGAGAUUCAUAAAGCAUUUGAUGCAAAUAAUGAUGGUGUUGUUGAUCAACGUGAAUUUUUAAUUGGUUUCGCAUUAACUUCUAAUGGUAGUAUACAAGAAAAGCUUAAAUAUGUUUUUCGAAUGUAUGAUCUUGAUAAAAAUGGUGUUAUGAGUAAAAAAGAAAUUGAUCGGAUGGUUAAAAUUGCAAUGAAAGCUCAUGCAAAUGAUGAUCCAAAAAAAAAAUCACGUAUUCUUGAUGAAUUUAGACGAUCACUUGAGCAUCUUAAUCAAGGCAAAGCUCUCAAUGAUAUAGAAAUAACUUCAGAAGAGUUUGUUCAAUUAUUAAUGGAAAAUAAAGAAUUAUGCGAAUUUAUAUCACCAUUCAGCAUUGAACAACCACAAGAUGUCAAUGUUCAACAGUCACGUGCUCAGUCAAAAUAG